Cyclopterus lumpus (lumpfish) is the source of this 4653-nucleotide messenger RNA. RefSeq names its product dual-specificity tyrosine-(Y)-phosphorylation regulated kinase 1A, b (gene dyrk1ab). Lineage: Eukaryota; Metazoa; Chordata; Actinopteri; Perciformes; Cyclopteridae. The transcript has 11 exons. Gene Ontology annotation, cellular component: nucleus. Gene Ontology annotation, biological process: peptidyl-threonine phosphorylation; positive regulation of DNA-templated transcription; protein autophosphorylation. Gene Ontology annotation, molecular function: transcription coactivator activity; protein serine/threonine/tyrosine kinase activity; protein serine/threonine kinase activity. Bases 900 to 3032 code for a protein of 710 amino acids. The record is from RefSeq and is a predicted model, not a curated record.
AUUGACAGUUGCCAUGGCAACAAGCUAGAGCAUCGCCAUUUUGUCAGGAGGGUUUUUUUUCCCCAGCUCAGUCUUUUCAAAUGUUCUCCCUUCCCGCCGGAAUAAUGCUGCCAGUGGAUAUAUAUUUGACGUUUUUGGAUAUCGAAAUGCAUCUAGUGGACCGGAUUAAGAAGAUCAAGAGGCCGACAUUUUAACGUAGUUGAAAUAAUUAGGCAACGCCGCACUAACUCAGGUUGUCCGUGUCUCUGGUCCACCGGGCCGGUUCACUGCGCAGGUUUGGACCGCGCGCCAUUUUGUGAAAAUUGACACAGAAUUCUUAACCAAAAUUAUCAGAGGACACGGUUUCUGUUUCGUGUUUGAAAUACUCUGGAUUUAACUGCAUUGUCGUAAUCAUCGAAGUGACCGACGCUAAAUGUGCAAAGACACGGUCAAAUCCGAAUUUGGCCAACGUUUAUUUAGCAAUAGCUCGAAUUGUUAGCUUGAGGCUAGCCAAAGAAGCUACAGCUAGUAGUCAACUAGCUAGCUAGGGUUAGCUAGUGAGUUAUGCGUGCUAGUUAACGUUAGCAUGUUGCUAGUCACCGGCUGAUGAUAACGGUAGUCAAAGUUGCUUCGAUCUCCAACGAUGUUCUCCAAAGCGUGGGAUAUGAAACGCGUAUUGAAUCUGGCUGGCGAUUUAUUUUAGAGUUUGCCGAUCAGAGGACGAGGAUUGGAUUUAACGUUAACAUUACUCGCUAACCGUGCAGGGAGGGGAGAAUCUCAAGCUGGAUAAGUUUCCUCAUCAUACAGGUUUUUGGACUUUAAAUGAAGAUCGUGCCAUCAGAGGAGGAGAGACUUCAGCAUGCAAACCUUCGUCCGUCCGGCUUGCGCCCUCUUUUUCUUUACACACUGCUGGUCUUCAGAUGGCUGCUCCAAUGCCCCAUACGCACCAGCAGUACAGUGACCGCCACCAGCCAAGCACUGACCAAUCUGUUGCUGUCUUACCGUACAGCGACCAGACACCACAGCUCACUGCCAAUCAGAGGCACAUGCCCCAGUGCUUUCGUGACCCAACUUCAGCUCCCCUGAGGAAGCUCUCCAUUGACCUUAUCAAAACUUACAAACACAUCAAUGAGGUGUAUUAUGCAAAAAAGAAGCGACGGCACCAACAGGGUCAGGGUGAAGACUCCAGUCACAAAAAAGAGAGGAAAGUCUUCAAUGAUGGCUAUGACGAUGAUAACUAUGACUACAUCGUCAAGAAUGGGGAGAAGUGGAUGGACCGCUAUGAGAUUGAUUCCUUGAUAGGAAAAGGAUCAUUUGGACAGGUUGUGAAAGCGUAUGAUCGUGCUGAGCAGGAAUGGGUUGCCAUUAAGAUCAUCAAGAACAAGAAAGCUUUCCUCAAUCAAGCUCAGAUUGAAGUGCGCCUCCUAGAGCUCAUGAACAAGCAUGACACUGAGAUGAAAUACUACAUCGUUCACCUGAAGCGUCACUUCAUGUUCCGGAACCACCUCUGCCUCGUGUUUGAGAUGCUUUCCUAUAACCUGUAUGACCUACUCCGAAAUACCAACUUCCGAGGCGUCUCACUCAACCUCACCCGGAAGUUUGCCCAGCAGUUAUGCACGGCGCUGCUCUUCUUGGCCACGCCUGAGCUUAGCAUCAUCCACUGUGACCUGAAGCCUGAAAACAUUCUCCUUUGUAACCCCAAGAGGAGUGCCAUCAAAAUAGUGGACUUUGGCAGCUCAUGCCAACUGGGACAACGGAUAUACCAAUAUAUCCAGAGUCGCUUCUACCGUUCCCCAGAGGUGCUGCUGGGAAUGCCCUAUGACCUGGCCAUCGACAUGUGGUCCUUGGGUUGCAUCUUGGUAGAGAUGCACACUGGAGAACCUCUCUUCAGCGGAGCCAAUGAGGUGGACCAGAUGAACAAAAUAGUUGAGGUUCUUGGUAUCCCACCUAAUCACAUAAUGGACCUAGCCCCAAAAGCCAGGAAGUUUUUUGAGAAGCUUUCAGAUGGUACAUGGAGUGUUAAGAAGACCAAAGAUGGCAAAAGGUAUAAGCCUCCAGCCUCUCGGAAGCUCCACUCCAUCUUGGGUGUGGAGACAGGGGGUCCAGGUGGCCGACGGGCAGGGGAGUCUGGCCAUGCUGUUGCUGACUACUUGAAGUUCAAGGACCUGAUCCUCCGGAUGUUGGACUAUGAUCCUAAGAGCCGCAUACAGCCCUACUAUGCCCUGCAGCACAGCUUCUUCAAGAAGACUGCGGAUGAGGGAACCAAUACAAGCAGCAGCGUGUCCACUAGCCCUGCAUUAGAGCAGUCCCAGUCUUCAGGAACCACCUCCAGCACCUCCUCUAGUUCAGGAGGAUCAUCUGGGACAAGUACCAGUGGCAGAGCAAGGUCGGACCCUACUCAUCACCACUUGCACAGUGGAGGACACUUUGGCGCGGCCUUACCUACCAUCGAUGGUGACAGCCUCUGCCCACAGGCAAGACAGCCUUACCAACCCCCGCUGGUGUGGGGAGGUGGUGUUGGACCAGAGUCUGUCACUGGAGAGACUCACCCAGUCCAGGAGACCACCUUCCAUGUUCCCCCUCAGCACCCUAAGGCCCUGCAUCCCCACUCACAUACUCAUCACCACCACGGGCAGAUGAUGGCUACACGACCACGCCCACGCCACCACACCUCCCCGACACACAGCUCCUCAACACAGGACUCCAUGGAGGUGGUUCAUGGCCAUCUGUCCAUGACCUCCCUGUCUUCCUCUGCCUCCUCUUCUUCUACAUCGUCCUCUUCCACUGGGAACCAGGCCUACCAGCUCCGCCAUUUGCCUGCCGGAGCCCUUGACUUUGGUCAGAAUGGUGGGCUGAGCAUGGGGCUAGGUGCCUUCUCGAACCCACGGCAGGAGACUGGCAUGGCAGCGCACCCUGCAUUCUCCAUGGGCACGAACACAGGGCCUGCCCACUACCUAGCGGAAGGCCACCUGGGCAUGAGGCAGGGCAUGGACCGGGAGGAAUCUCCAAUGACUGGAGUGUGUGUGCAGCAGAGUUCUAUGGCCAGCUCGUGACUGCACUGACAUUUGGUUGUGUGUUCCCCCUGUGCGUCAUUUUUAAGGUGGUGUUUUUUACUACAAGGUGUGUUAAGAACAAAAGCUGCUCACGUCAGAAGGGAGAUAUCACUGAACCGCUACUACAGAGAAGAAGCUUUGUUAAAAGUAUAUAUGUAAUUUUCAUCAGUUUUUCUUUUGCAAUCAUUAGGCACAAAAUAAUACUGCGGAAUAACCAUAGUGAGAUUGAGACAUCCAUCUUAUCAUUUCACCAGUUUCAUGUAACCACCAAGUAAUCAUCAUAUGGUAUUAUGUGGCAAAAUCUUCUAAGGAGCAUUUCAGAGCAAAGUUUGAAGCUGAUUUGCAGGUAACUGUUGGUAAUGAAAUGCUUGGCGUCCUUUUUCGGUACAAACUGUGGACUGCCUGACAUUGUUCCACUGGUUCUUAAUUAUUUUGCCCUUUUUAAGUGAAAUUUCUCGUAAAAGCUGCUUGUAAAUCCUGUAGCUUGACAAUGAGGGGAAGUGUUUGCGGUGAUAUUUCUUGUUGUUGGUCGGUAUUGUGUAACUCUGAUAAAGGGGAGCACAGAGCAGUGGAGUCCCUAAAGCGUGUGCUGGCCAGGUGGAGAGGAGACCCUGUAGGUGGAUACUGACACCAACUGGGUCAAAGGAGAGGGAAGCACCACCCCUCAGGCCUAGAGCCCCGUAGUCCUGCAAGCUGCAACCCGGCCCGGCACAGAUAAGAGCAGCGAUGGGCGCAGGAGACGACAGGAUCCAGCCCAGUUAAAGGAAGACAGUCAGUGGCUGGUUCUAGAUAACCCUUUGGCCUUAUGACUCAUGGACUUGGAAUGGGAUGGAGCUGGACAAUAUCAUUUGAAUUAAGAUGGCUUUUCUCUAUUUUUCUCUCUAGACAGCCCUUAAUUCUUUAAGGAAAUUCAAACAACUUAGAAAAGGUAAAUAAGAAUGGUAAUUUGAGGCCUUUCUCGACAAUGAUUUCUUCUUCAGCAGGGCCCCACAUAACAGGGUCUUAUUGUACACAACAACCUCCUAAACAUUACUUUCUUGAAAAUCUUAUUCACUGGUUAAGGAUUUUGCAGUGGAAAGAACUAUCUAUUCCAGAGUCUACCCUUUUAUGUUUUCUUAUUUUUCCCUUUUGCAUGUAGUUCCUCAUCAGAACCACCUGCACAAGUCUCUCCAUCCAAAACAUGGAAACUGAAGAAAAAAAACGAGUUAAGUGACUGCCUUUUUUCUCCUCAAAUUAUGCUGUGAAUUUUACAAGAAUUUAUUUUCCCUUUGGAUAUGUUUUUAUACCAAAGCAGUUGUUUUAUAGCAUAUAGGUGUCUGUAACCAAUAAUGUAGCAGUUCACCACUUUGACGCAAAGUUUAUCAAGAUCUUAUUUUAACGUCAAUACAAACGGCUGCAAUAUAUUACUUUAGCAAAACUGGAGACCGUUGUUAAGACCGUUGGCUAUUGUGUAUUCUGGCCAGAUUUGUUUGCAACGUUUUACCAAAACUGUUUCCAUAUUAAUUGGUAGAUUAUUUUGGGAGUCUUUUAAAACUGGUAUGUUAGAGAAUUUGGUAGUUACUCUGCAGGCUCCGGAGUAGCAAGAUAGAAGCUUAUGGUUUAUAAAAAAAAAAAAAAAAAA